CUCCAAGCAUUCAACGGCUUCCGUCCUCACGCCCUAUUUUGAGCAUAAAGUUUACGUCUACCACGCAGGAUCGUGUUGUAUUGAAUGAUAAUAGGCCAACUAUCGCGGAAACAGUUCGGUAAAGCGGAUUAACCAUAAAAGAUGUCUUCUUCUUCCAAAUCGAACAUGGUAAUCGACGAUGGUAUUCGCAGCAAAGCAAGGAACAACAGGAUGAUAAUCUUUGUUGUAGCCGUGGUGUUUGUCAUCAUAAUAGUUGGCGUGCUAUCGGGUGUGCUCAGCGCAAACAGAGAAAAGGAUAAAUGCGAUGAACGGGUUAAAGAAGCUGUCCGCGCUGCUAAAGAAGGAGCUGGAGGUGAAAAUGCCACGAAAUCUCCUGAACCCACAAAAUCUAAAAGUACAAAACCGCCCAUAACCACGAAGCCUACCCCAAAAACUACCCCAGCGUCAAACGAACCAUGGGAUGAAAUACGUUUACCAAGCGACGUGGUUCCAAUACAUUACGACAUGCUCAUAAAAGUCUACCUAGACACUUUGAAUUUUUCUGGAAAUUCUAACAUUUCCAUCAAUGUAUUGAAUCCAACGGACAAGAUUUUGUUUCACAUCAAUAAGAUCAAUAUUACUAAAGUGACUGUUGUGAAACUCGACGGAGUAUCGCUGAGUAUUAAGAGAGAAUUUUCCUCCCCGAAAAGGCAAUUUUAUGUCGUGAUCCUUGCAAAAUCUCUGACGGCUGGAAAGUAUACAUUGAUGUUGGAUUUUGUGGCGAAUAUCGAAACCAAAGAGCUGAACGGAUUCUAUAAAAGUACAUACAAGGAUAGCUCAGGAAAUGAAAGAGUACUUGCAGCCACUGACUUUCAACCUACUGACGCAAGAAAAGCAUUCCCUUGCUUCGACGAGCCGGCUAUGAAGGCCACGUUCACCAUCAGCAUUGAACAUCGUGAUGACUACACAGCACUGUCCAAUAUGAACCAGGUCUCCUCAGUGGGUGUUGGAAAUAACCGUCAUUUAACACGUUUCGCAAAGUCAGUCCCCAUGCCAACUUACCUGGUGGGGAUGAUCGUCUCGGAUUUCAAGUAUCUAGAAGAUAAGACAGGCGAGCAUGGUAACAUUACGCUCCGUACCUGGGCCACACCUUUACAAUAUAAUGAUUCAGACUAUGCAUUGAAAAUUGGAAAAAAUGUGACAACGUAUCUUGAGACGUAUUACGGAGUGCCGUUUCCCUUACCUAAACAAGAUAUGGUUGCUCUACCCGACUUCAACUCUGGGGCGAUGGAAAACUGGGGCAUAAUUACAUAUCGGGAAACUGCGAUGUUGUAUAAACCGGGCGUGUCGUCUGAGACGAACAAACAAAGAGUUGCUCUGGUGGUUUCUCAUGAGUUAGCACAUAUGUGGUUUGGAAACUUGGUUUCUUGCAAGUGGUGGAACGAUAUUUGGUUGAAUGAGGGAUUCGCAAGCUACGUGGAAUAUCUUGGUGUUCAUGAGGCAGAACCUGACUGGGAAUUUAAAGAACAGUUUUUGACAAGUGAUCUUCAUCGGGCCUUUAGACUCGAUGCGCUUGCGUCUUCUCAUCCGAUACAAGUGGAAGUCAAUGACCCUGAAGAAAUAAAGACUGUUUUCGAUUCCAUAACAUACAGCAAGGGUGCAUCAAUUAUCAGAAUGUUGUCAGAUUUCCUGACUGAGGAGAAGUUCAAAGAUGGUUUAAAAAAUUAUCUCAUCGUAAACAAGUUUGGCAGCGCUGAAACGAAGGAUUUAUGGGCCGAACUUAGUAAUAGAUCUAGUUAUAAUGUCACAAACUUAAUGGAAACCUGGACAGAACAGAUGGGAUAUCCUGUGAUCAACAUUACCAGAGCUGGGUCAGGCAAAGGAAAUGCCGACCAGAAGCAUUUUCUUCUUGAUCCAAAGGCCAAGGUUACCGAACCCUCGCCGUUUAACUACAAAUGGACUGUCAAAUUAAACUACAUUACUGAAGGCAACUCGAAUGUGAAAAAUCAGAAAAUAGUUUGGAUGAACAGAAGUUCAGUCCAAUUCGACUGGCCUAAAGGCGAAUGGAUAAAAGCGAACGUCGGGCAGUAUGGAUAUUACAGAGUGAAUUAUCAGAGAGAAAACUGGGAACAACUAUCAAACGUUUUAAAAAAUAAUCAAACGGUACUAUCGUCUGCUGACAGAACUAGUUUGAUUGAUGAUGCGUUUAAUCUAGCGAGAGCUGGUCAACUGGACUAUGACAUCCCUCUUGAUCUCUCUUCGUAUAUAAAAGACGAGGAUAGAUAUGUACCUUGGAGGGCAUUUAUGACAGCUAUUGGUUUUGUUGAUACAAUGCUGAGUACUCAGGACUCCUUUGGGAAAUUCCAGAAAUAUAUGCUUGAUAUUAUCUCGAAAAAAAUAGUUGAUGUUGGAUGGAAAAACAAAGGAAACGACAAACAUUUAGAAGUAUAUAUGCGCAGUUUGAUAUUAAGCGCAGCUUGCUCUUACGGAAAUGAAGAAGCCAACAAAAAGGCAAAAAAUUUGUUCUUGGGAUAUCUUAACAACAAUGAAACUCUUGACGUUGAUUUGAAGAGCAUGAUUUAUUAUCAUGGCAUCGCCAAUACUGGUUACGAAGAAUGGGACAAGUUGUUCGUGAAAUUUCUCAACGCGACGGUUGCGUCAGAGAAAAGUAAAUUGCUUUAUGGCUUGGCAGGCUCGAAACAGCCGUGGGUUCUUCAAAGGUUUUUGCGCUAUUCUAUUCAAAAGGAUAAGGUUCGCGACCAAGACACCGUCACCGUUGUCAGUUAUGUGGCAAGAAAUGUUGUGGGGCGAGAUUUAGCAUGGAAAUUCUUGAAGGAAAACUGGGACAUUUUUUACGACAGAUACGCCAAAAGUAGUUUCCGAUUUGCGACCGUUAUCACAUCCACAACAUCAUGGAUGAACACUAAGAUUGACCUGGAAGAUGUUAAAGCGUUCUUCAAAAGUAGGAAAGAUUUAGGGUCUGGUAAAAGGUCUGCAGAUCAAGCUAUUGAACGUAUUCAGUCUAACAUAGAAUGGGUGGAAAGAAGCACCAAAACUAUUGCUGAUUUUCUGGACAAAAACUGACAAAAAAAGAGCGAGGAAAGUUGUUUUCACAACAAAGACGAGGUGUACAAGGAUACAUUAUGGCGUGUAGCGUAGAUAAAGAGGAUAUAGAUUUAAGUAAGAUCUAGUGUUUUUAUUUGUAUUAGUAAUGAAAAGGAAUCAAAACGAUAGUGUAGGCAGUAGCUGUGUGUGUUUUUACACACAAAGAGUGAAAUAAUCGUACAAGUAAUUUGUGAAAAGGAAAAGAAAACAAAUAUAUAAAGUUAAAUAAGAAGUGCG
Messenger RNA from Dendronephthya gigantea, 3321 nucleotides. Its product is annotated as glutamyl aminopeptidase-like. The record is from RefSeq and is a predicted model, not a curated record. Gene Ontology annotation, cellular component: cytoplasm. Gene Ontology annotation, molecular function: zinc ion binding; peptide binding; metalloaminopeptidase activity. Gene Ontology annotation, biological process: proteolysis; peptide catabolic process. Lineage: Eukaryota; Metazoa; Cnidaria; Anthozoa; Malacalcyonacea; Nephtheidae. The transcript is spliced from 20 exons. Bases 142 to 3063 code for a protein of 973 amino acids.